CUUAUCUAAAAAUAUAUAUUUUUUUUAUAAACAUACCUCUGUCCUGGGUGGACAAACUUAAUUUAGUGUAUGAAUUAUAUAUUUUGUUUCUUCUAAAGAAUGGGCAGUUCAAAUUAUCUUUUUGCGCGGAUAUUGUCCGUUGUGUGUAUGUGAACCGUGCGACCAGUUAGCCACACUGAACUGCUAGCAGGCAGUCAAUUUCUCGUACGGAGAUCAUGGGGGGAAUCAAACAAGAGCAGAGUGAAGCAUCACAGCAACCCAAAGCUUCACAUUCAGCAGAUCAACCGCAAGAUGAGCCAAAGAAGAGAGGCUGGCCAAAGGGAAAGAAAAGAAAGAAGGUGCUACCAAAUGGUCCCAAGGCACCAGUAACGGGAUAUGUCCGCUUCCUGAAUGAACGUCGGGAACACAUGCGGGCUCGAUACCCUGACUUACCUUUCCCAGAAAUCACCAAAAGACUAGGAGCAGAGUGGACACGAUUGGCCCCAAACGACAAACGGCGUUAUCUGGAUGAGGCAGAACGGGAAAAGAUACAGUACGCUCAGGAACUGAAGGAAUAUCAACAGACUGAGGCCUAUCAAAUCACCAGUGCUAAGAUUCAGGACAAAAGGGUCAAAAAAGAAGACACUUCAUCAGUCAUCAUUGGUACUAGUUCAGGGUCAUCUUUACCAAAGGCUUCUGACCUUUCAAGCAGAUUUGACAUCCCUAUCUUCACAGAGGAAUUCCUCGAUCAGAACAAAGCUCGCGAGGCUGAGUUGCGAAGGCUUCGUAAGGCCAACAUUGAGUUUGAGGAGCAGAAUGCAGUGUUGCAGCGUCACAUUAAAGACAUGUACAACGCUAAAGAGCGACUGGAGGCUGAACUGGGACAGGAUGAAAAGCGUACCCAGGCUCUUCAGCAACACUUGCUGGCCAUUAAGCAUACACUGGUUAACAGCCUCUCCUCAGUCCCCUUGCCAGGUACAGGUGAGACAGCAUCUUUUGGGAACCUUGACUCGUACCUGAGCCGGCUCAGUGGAGUGCUCGAGGGAAACCCCCAUAAGCAUCGUGCACUGCUCGCUCAGCUUUGUGAGGUCCUCUCUCAUCUGGACAGUGAGAAGUUAUGAGAACACUCCAGCUGGAGACCCUUCUUUCCUGCAUCAGAGGGUCACAUGACAGCCUCAGUGGUGCUGGGUCAAGUCAGUGCCAUUCAACAAAGCAUGUUGAUAUCUCAAGGACAGUAAAGGCAAGGGUGCAAAUAUUUCAGAAUUCCACACACAGUCCCUGUCUACAUGCCUCUUCCUUAUGAAUGUGCAUUCCAUAGAAUAUGUGUAUUCAAGCACAUGGUUUGCAGUGCAAUUUUACAUUUUGAACAUUGAAUUCGGUUUGACUCUAACCCUAUUGUAUAGCUUUGUAUGAGCAGUUACCUAUGGGCCAAUGUCCUGUCCAAUAACAUAAGCCUAAUUAUCAGUUUACAAUAAAUGCCAUUUGGCAUGUGGGUGGGUGGGUAUUGUGUACAGUGUGAUAUUUAGAAUGCACGAAAAAGAAAAACCGGAAGGUGUGAAAAUUAAAUUUUGGGCCACAUGCGUCUGAAUUUACAUCAAUAAUGGCAAGUUAUGUAAUGGACAAGCAGUUUCACAUGUUGUCAGAAUAUUAUAUAUUUGUCUAGUAUAUUUCGUAUUUUUCAAAUUCUCAUUAAACUAUAUGUUUCCAACAAAG
Monopterus albus (swamp eel) is the source of this 1692-nucleotide messenger RNA. RefSeq names its product high mobility group 20B (gene hmg20b). Gene Ontology annotation, biological process: regulation of gene expression. The record is from RefSeq and is a predicted model, not a curated record. The transcript has 9 exons. Bases 216 to 1100 code for a protein of 294 amino acids. NCBI's taxonomy places the organism in Eukaryota, Metazoa, Chordata, Actinopteri, Synbranchiformes, Synbranchidae. Gene Ontology annotation, cellular component: nucleus.